AUGUCCGAACCGAAUCCUGCUCCAACAAUUGUAGGCAAACAACUAAUAUUGGACGGGUAUAUUUAUUAUAAAAAUAAAAUUAACAAAAAUCGGUAUCAUUGGGAAUGUCGAAAAUUGAGGUUGAAAGAAUGUACAGCGCGUGCUAUCAGGACUUACGAGGGAGGAAAAAUAGUUGUUAUCAAAGGUCCUGAAAAAUCUCCUCAUUCUCAUCCACCAAAUCGUGAAGAGGCAGAAGCGGAAACUUUGAAAACUGCAAUCAAAAGGCAUGCUGAAGUUCAUCCGGAAGUUCCACCUGCACAAAUAAUUCGACGGGAAUUGGCUGGUGUUUCUUCUGGAAUCCUAAGCCAAUUAACUGAACGGGAAAAUCUUAAAAAGUCAAUGUGCCGACAACGCCAACGGAAUAUGCCACCUAACCCUACUUCAAUGGAUGAUUUAGAAGAAAUUCCUGAGAGAUUUCGCACGACCUUGUCAGAGCUUCUCGCUGCAAGUCCUAUCUGGUUUUUAGAUGGCACUUUUAAGGUUUGCCCACGAAUUUUCACUCAAGUUUUUACAAUUUUGGGUGUAAUUGAGAAAAAUCGACUUCCCGGAGAAGAACCUCAUGUCAUACCUAUUUCUUUUGUUUACGCACUUUUAUCGUCUAAAUCAACAAAUGAAUACGAACUCGUCUUACGAGCUGUUCUAUCCGCAUAUCAAAGAUAUUCUAUACCAUGUAUGCCGCACAAAAUUAUGAUGGACUUCGAGAAAGCAAUUAUUAAUGCUUGUGAAAAUGUUUUUCCUGGUGUACCUAUGUCACUUUGCUUUUUUCAUCUCGGACAAUCUCUUUAUCGAAAAAUUCCAAAUGAAGGACUACAAAAAAGAUACAAUGAUGCCACAGAUCGCGAAUUGAAAAUUUUUACCCACAUGAUUUUAGCACUAGCAUUUAUACCACCUACUGAUGUUGAAAAUGCAUUUCGACUUCUUUCUGAUGAAGUACCGGAGGAUUUAUUGCCCAUUAUUGAUUAUUUUGAGGAAUACUACAUUGUUGGACGUCGCGCAAGAGGUCGUCGUACGGCUGUGCCUCCUCGUUAUCCUGUACCUUUAUGGAAUCAAUUCCAAGCGACUUUGAACGGCAGUCACAAAACGAAUAAUAUAAGUGAAGGCGGGCACAAUCAAUUACACUGGAGUCUCCCAAGAGAGGACUUCUGA
Leptopilina boulardi is the source of this 1185-nucleotide messenger RNA. RefSeq lists its product as uncharacterized. The transcript has 3 exons. The record is from RefSeq and is a predicted model, not a curated record. Bases 1 to 1185 code for a protein of 394 amino acids. Lineage: Eukaryota; Metazoa; Arthropoda; Insecta; Hymenoptera; Figitidae.